Molecule: messenger RNA, 1080 nt
Organism: Saccharomycodes ludwigii
Lineage: Eukaryota; Fungi; Ascomycota; Saccharomycetes; Saccharomycodales; Saccharomycodaceae
Gene: BMT2
Product: 25S rRNA (adenine2142-N1)-methyltransferase
Exons: 1
Coding region: 1-1080 (359 amino acids)
Cellular component (GO): nucleolus
Molecular function (GO): rRNA (adenine) methyltransferase activity
Source: RefSeq, a predicted model, not a curated record
AUGAACAUUACAAAGAAAAACAAAAAUGAUAAAAAAAGACUUAAUGGCGCUUGCAGAAAAAGCAGGAAUAGACAAACCAUAACUGGAAAAUUGUUAAAUGGUCAAGCAAAUAAAAUACCUAAAAUAAAACCAGAAAAAACAAGAAAGAUUAUCAGGAGAUUUCAUUUUUUAAUUAAUAAACGUAGAAUUAUAUGCACUAGGUUGCAAAUCCCGAAUAUUUCUGAAGACAACGCUGAGAAUCUAAAUAAAUCUAGAAUCGAUGAGUUUAUACGUACUAAUAGUAACUUAGAUGUGAACUAUACCGAAUCCGACAAACCUGUAAUAGAAAAGAAACUGUUAAAACUUCAAACUAGCGAUACUGGCAACAAUACUAAAAAAGAUUUACUUAGAUGUUUAAAGUAUUUAAUGGAUGAGAUAUAUGUAAACGGAGGAUUACAAAAUUACCAGAGAGCAAGUAUAAUGGGACAAGAUUCCAAUAGAGGUGGCGAUUCAUCCAAAAUAUUAGUUAAGUGGUUAAUAGAAAGGGGAAUGAUAAAUAAUAAAAAAAAAUUGAAUAAUGCGUUAGAAAUAGGUUGCUUACAAAGAAAUAACCAUAUAAACAAAAUUGUCGACAAAGUGGAAAGAAUCGACUUGAAUUCAAAUGAUGAGAAGCAUAUAAAAAAACAAGAUUUCAUGAAAAGACCAAUACCAAAGGACAACAAUCGGAGAGAACAAUUUGACUUAAUUUCUUGUUCUUUGGUGCUAAAUUUUGUACCUAAUCCAAUAGAUCGGGGAGAAAUGAUAAAAAGAUUUGCCAAAUUUAUAAAUAAACAAAGUGAAUAUAAAUUGUUAUUUAUUGUUCUACCAUUGCCUUGUAUUUACAAUAGUAGAUAUAUAACAAAUAAAGAUUUUAUGCAGAUGAUGAGUGUUUUAAAUUAUAGAUUGUUAAAUCAACAUAAUUCCAGCAAAUUAGUUUAUUAUUUAUUCCAGCUAAAUGAUAGUGAUAUCAGUAAGAAUGAUCCCACUGUUACAAAUAGCAAUGCUAGUGAUACUAAACACAGCGGGAAAAAGAAUAACUUUAGAAUAAUAGUGAAGGUUUAG